UACAAUGUUGAAACCGGCUUUCCAAAAUAUCUAGUAGUCAAAACAAAGAUCAGGUUACAAACCCGUCAUACCCGCCGGUCAUGUCAAUCGCAAUUUCUCGUGUGUGGUGAGGCACUACUGUGAAAAAGUGAAACGGAAUGGAAUAAACUACUUGCCCCCGUCCUAGUACUAAACACUCACUAUUUUCAAUUUCAAAUUUGGCCAACAUUCAGAUCUAUCUUCGUUGAUUUUUCUCAAGGAUCGAACAUGCCUCCUACAGAGAAUGAUUUCGAUCUCAGACGUGCAUCUACUCCACCCAGCGGCAUGGGAAUCAGUGAAUAUAACUUUGCAGAUAUCAACAAUUUGGAGCACUGUGCUAAGUAUCUCAACCAAACACUCAUCACCUUCGGAUUCCCUGUUUCUCUCGAUCUCUUUGCCCAUGACCCAGUUUCCAUUGCGAGGACUUGCAAUUGUGUAUAUGCACUAUUACAGCAGAGGCAGAGGGAUAUUGAAUUCAGAGAGUCUGCAAAUGAGCAGAGACAGCGGCUGUUAUCGGACAUAUCAAGAUUAGAGGCCAAAGUGGAGAGGCUGGAAUCUCAACUACAAGCCAAAGAUAGAGAGAUAGCGACAAUUACUAGAGAGGAAGCUAAAGCUACUGCAGUUCUGAAGGUACAAAUUGACAAGUUGCAGAAGGAACGGGAUGAGUUUCAGAGGAUGGUUCUUGGCAAUCAGCAAGUCAGAACUCAGCAGAUAUAUGAAAUGAAGAAAAAGGAAAAGGAGUAUAUAAAGUUACAGGAGAGACUAAAUCAAGUGAUGAUGGAGAAAAAGAAGGAAUCCAGAUCAGGCAUGGAAAUAAUGAAUUUACUCCAGAAAGAAGGGCGUCAACGUGGGACAUGGAAUGGGAAGAAGGCUGACAAUGACUUCUACAAGAAGAUUGUGGAUGCCUACGAAGCUAAAAAUCAAGAACUAGUUGCAGAAAAUGCUGAUUUGAGGGCAUUAUUGCGAUCAAUGCAGGCCGACAUGCGUGAGUUCUUAAAUGCUCCAAAUGGGUCUUCGAGGCAAUCAACUUCAAGCAAUGAGAGGCUAGACAACGAUCACUUGCAGUCCCCAUUGGGUGGUAGAACGGAUGUCUUUGAUCUGCCCCUCCACAUGGCUAGGGAUCAAAUCGAAGAAAGUCUCCGUAACAAGAUGGCUUCUAUUAAGGAGCGAAUGGGUCAACUGCAAGAUGCACAAAAGGGUGCAGAAGUUACCUCAGAAGCAACAGAGAGAGAGCUUGAGCUAGAAGCUCAACUUGUCGAGGCCAGGAGCAUAAUUCAAGAGCAGGCAUCAAUUAUGUCCAAACAUCUUACGAAGUCUGAGAAGCCAAGGCGAAUGAGUGGUCAUAUGAAUUCUGAGAGGGACAUGCUCAUUUCAUCCCCUUCUGAGGCCAUUGCUCAGAACGCAAAAAGAAAAGGAAAGAAAGGACACUGCCAUGAGGACCUCUCCAACAGAGGUUAUGAUGAUGACAUCAUAAAGUCCUCAUGCAACUUUGUGGUAUAUUUGGAUUGGAGGUUUGGUUAUGAUUCAGGACUCUUCACAUCGCGGCUGCUAAAUUGCAAUUGAUGCCUAUAUAAUAAUAUAGGAAAAGGGCCAAAUUCACCACUCUACUUUCCAAAAUGGUUUACGUUUAACCUCUGUUAUACUUUGCGAGUAAAAAAUCCUUACUGUUAGCGCAUAGUUGUUAAAAAGGGUCCUAUUUCUAAUGGAAUUCCAGCUGGGACAAAAAAAAAGCUUAAGAAUUUAUAUUUUUGCUGACAUGGCUACUUAUUUGGCCAUAUCUCUUUUUUCAUUGAGACAUCGCUGUCUUCUUCCCCAAAUUAGGCUCCCUGUUGAUUUUAAUACAAAUAUGUUACCAUUUCAAAAAAAAAACUAUUAUUACUUGAACAACCAAAUGCGUAAAACCAAAAAGAUGAACUCCAGAAAACCAGAAAGAUUGAAUUCAACAAUAGCUUAACUCCAGAAUUGACUUCGAAUUAAAGAAAACAAGACAAAUUUAUCUUAACAUUAGCUACAAUCGACAAUCAAGUCGAAUAUACAGAAAGUAAGAACUCGGGAAAAAAUUAGAUAACAAAUUAGAUUUAAAUCAAAAGUAACCUUCUUUUUCGAAUUACAGUCCUUAGAAACAACUUGAAGUUCUUGGUCCCUUCUAUGUUGAGCAAUUUGCUGACUGUUGGAUUUAGUUGGAUACCAGAGUUUUCAACAAACAAAUAGAUCCAUUAAAAAAACUAAAAAACCUAUCAAAAGAACUCCAAACAUCCAAAUAUAAUCCAUAAUCUCGAGCUUCAUUAUUAUCAUAUUUACUUGUUAGAAAAUGCUGGUUGUUGCAUCUGUUACUGCUACAAUUUUCUAGAAUAAUUAGUUGUUUAGUUAUAGGAGAAAAAAGGGCAGGGGUGCACUAAAGCUACCGCUAUGAGCGGUGUCUGGGGAAGGGCCCCACCACAAGGGUGUAUCGUACACAGCCUUACCUUGCAUUUCUGCCAGAGGCUAUGAUUAAUAAAAUUGGUAUGAGAAGAUGUUUUCAUUCAUAUUUUCUAUUUUAUUGUUUGUCCUUCUCUUCAAAAAACAUAAUAGUGGUAUUAGCGCCUUCAUGAUCUUAAUGUGCCUGUGCAGUAACUUAUUUUUAAUGCUUUGGGCUAUUUUAAACCAAUAUCAAUUUUAAACCAUUUUUAAUCCAUACUAGUUUUAAGAGAGAUAGUUUCAAGUAUCUGGGGUCGAUGAUUCAGAAGAAUGGAGAGAUUGACGAUGAAGUCACUCAUCGGAUUGGGGUAGGGUGGAUGAAAUGGAGGCUCGCCUUCGGUAUCUUGUGUGACAAAAAGGUACCUCCCAAACUUAAAGGCAAGUUCUACAUAGUGUUGGUUAGAGCGGCUUUGCUGUAUGAAGCGGAGUGUUGGCCGGUUAAGAAAACCCCAUUAUGAAAGUGGCGGAGAUGAGAAUACUUCGGUGGAUGUGUGGGUGUACUAGAAAAGGUAUGAUUAGAAAUGAGGUUAUUCGAGAUAAGGUGGGAGUCGCUUCGGUGGAAGCCAAGAUGAGGGAAGCAAGGUUGAGAUGGUUCGGUCAUGUGAUGCGGAGGAGCAUGGAUGCCCCAGUGCGGAGAUUUGAGAGUUUGGCUAGGAAUGGUUUCAAGCGAGGUAGAGGUAGACCGAAGAAAUAUUGGAGGAAAGUGAUUAGACAUGACAUGGAGCAGCUUCAGCUUACCGAGGACAUGACCCUAGAUAGGAAGUUGUGGAGGAGGCGAAUUAGAGUAGGUUAGUCUGAGUUAGGAUGUUAUAUGUUUUGGUGUAUACUUCAAGUAUCUUGCUUUGGGUAUUAUUGAGUUUGUUAAUUUCUAGUAUUUCUUGUUUUAUUACUAUUCCUUAUCUUAUCUUAGAUUGCUUUAUUUUGAGCUGGGGGUCUAUCGGAAACAACCUCUCUAUCUCACGUUGAGGUAGUGGUAUAGACUGCGUACUUACCCUCCCAGACCCCCCUUGGUGGGAAUAUACGGGGUAUGUUGUUGUUGUUGUUGAAUAGUUUUGACCUAUUUUUCAUCAACCAUGGCAAGCAAUGACCUUUCUUUGAUUGCUCUACAAAUCUUCACUUGUGAAAAUUAUAAAAUUUGGACACUGAAGUCUGAAGAUGAAGUCUUAUCUUGAAGCUUAUGAGUUGUGGGAAAUUGUAAUUGAAGAAUCACCUUUACAACCACUUCUUGAAUAUCCUACUUCUGCCCAAGUCUUGGCUUUUUCAGAAGAGUAAACAGAAGAAGCAAAGCCAAAAUUAUAAUCCAAAAUCCAGUUCUUCUCUAAAAUCUUUGCAUGUGAGACAAUGAAAGAAGUUUGGGAUAAACUUGAAAAGGAGUAUUAAGGAAGUGAACGAGGAAGACAAAAUUAGAUCUUGAAUCUGAAAAUAGAUUUUGAAUCUCUUAGAAUACAAAAGGAUGAGACUAUCGCUAAGUAGGCGUUUGGUCAUGAAUAUUAUUCACAAUAAUCCGGAAUGUCUUCACUUAUUUGCCUUUUCUUUAGCUUUAGGAUUCUGCCACUACUAAUUGAUUCCAUUUUGUUGCCAUAUAUAUUCUGUUGUGAAUCUCAUUACUUUCGUCUUAUAUAUUUUUCAAAUUCUUAUGUUCUACAUUUUUGGACUAAAAGAGAUAUCUAUUCUCUUUCCAAGCUGGACUUGAACGUUCUCUUUCUAACAUACAGUAUUAACGUUCACCUUAACGUUUUCAUUUCGACUGACCGGCGGACUCUGACGCCGGCGACGGUGCAGACGAGCCGGAAACAGAUAAGAUCUACCCUCUCUCCCCUUCUCUCCCCCCUCAAAUCUCUUUCCCCAGUUUCUCAUUAUUGUCUUCCCCACCCAUCCCCUUUCUUGUCCCCUCACUACUAUUGCUGGCGGGUUUAGCGGCCAAACAAGUAGGUCAAACUGGUUGGUUCGAUGUCUGACGUCGUCCAGAUCCGGGCAAGGCUCUGAAGACGCUCCGGCGAAACUCAAGCAACGAUCCAGCGGCCUUUUUCCCGCCGACCGUAUUCCGGCAAGCAAUUUUCGACAUCAAAAUUAAUGGAACCAGCAGCACGCAGGCGUACCGGUGACAUCUAAACUUUGACUAUUUCGUCACUUCAUACGGUUUGAUUUCUUUAUAUUAUUUGUCUCUUGUCUACCUCUUUUGCAUCCUUUACCUGUUGCUUGUGAUCAUAGUUGUGGCUGGCUACGUUGCUUAUUGGUGGAUAUUGUUUGUGUUGUCUUUAGGUGCUAGAACUUGGUGAUUCCUAUCUUGGCUACCUUUUUUUUUUUUUUAAGAUUAUUCCAUCGCUUGACUUAUUUAUAAUUUGUGGGAUUGACUUUUUCCUUGAUUAUUCAAUCCACUUUGCUUGUGCCUUCUAUUUCCUGCCGUUGCUUUAUUACUAUCGUUGUUUGUACUUUUGUGGAGUUGUGGCUGUGGGCAUUGAUGGUAGGUUAGGGUCAUGUCCGAGGGAGUUGGGGCGGGGGCUGUUUUGGGGGUGGGGGAGGAGGGAAUAAUGGGUGUGGGAGUGGGAGCAAGAUCUGGAGUUAGGGGUGGUAGAAGAAGACGUGUUGCUAGAGUUGAUAGGCUGAGGGUUGGGUCUUGGAAUGCAGGGACUCUUUGGGGUAAGUCUAUAGAGCUUGUGAAGAUUCUUAGAGAGGAGAAUCAAUAUUGCGCGGUACGGGAGACUAAGUGGGUAGGGUCUAAGGCUAGGGAUGUAGAUGAUUACAAGCUUUGGUACUCUGGUAGUGAGAGGCGUAGGAAUGAAGUUGGCAUCUUAGUGGAUGAAGAGCUUAAAGGGCAGGUAGUGGAGGUUAAGAGGAUCAGCGAUAGGUUGAUGACUGUUAAGUUGGUCAUUGGGGGGUUUACCCUGAACGUGUGUAGUGUUUAUGCGCCGCAGGUGGGCUUGGAUGGGGAGGAGAAGUUGCGGUUUUGGGAGGCUUUGGAUGAGGUGGUGAGAGGAGUGCCUAGUUCUGAGAAGAUUGUUGUAGCAGGGGACUUCAAUGGGCACAUGGGGCAUUAACAGGAGGCUUUGGCGAUGUGCAUGGUGGUUUUGGUUUUGGGGAGAGGAAUGAAGAUGGAGCUGCUCUGUUGGAUUUUGCGAGGUCCUUUGGGUUAUUGGUGAAUUCGAGCUUCCCAAAGAAGGACGAUCACUUGAUCACCUUUCUAAGCGCGAUAGCCAAGACCCAAAUGGACUUUUUACUGCUUAGGAAAAGGGAUAGGGUAUUGUGUAAGGAUUGUAAAGUCAUCCGAGUGAGAAUCUUUCGACCCAGCAGAGGCUCUUGGUGUGGAGAUUGGUGGAACAGUAUAGGGAAAGGAAGAAGGAUCUGCACAUGGUGUUUAUCGACUUGGAGAAGGCGUAUGACAAAGUUCCUAGGGAGUUUCUUUGGAGAUGCUUGGAGGCGAGUGGGGUCCUAGUGGCGUAUAGCAGAGCAAUCAAGGACAUGUAUGAUGGAGCUAAGACCCAGGUGAGGACGGCGGGAGGAGAUUCAGAGCAUUUUCCUGUCUUGACAGGGUUGCACCAGGGAUCUACUCUUAGCCCGUUUUUGUUUUCUUUGGUAAUGGAUGUGUUGACGCGGCGUAUUCAAGGAGAGGUGCCUUGGUGUAUGCUUUUUAUAGAUGAUGUAGUUUUGAUCGAUGAGACGCGGGGAGGUGUGAAUGAUAAAUUAGAGGUGUGGAGAUAGGCCCUUGAGUCUAAAGGGUUCAGGUUGGGUAUAAGUAAGACAGAAUAUUUGGAAUGCAAUUUUAAUGACUUGAAGCAGGAAAACGAGGUGGUUGUAAGGUUGGACUCCCGAGUGGUGUGUAAGAGGGAUAGUUUCAAGUAUCUUGGGUCCAUGAUUCAGAGGAAUUGUGAGAUUGACGAGGAUGUCUCCCACCGUAUUGGGGCGGGAUGGAUGAAGUUGAAGCUCGCUUCGGGAGUGUUGUGUGAUAAGAAGGUGCCGCCCAAACUUAAAGGCAAAUUCUACAGGGUGGCAGUCUAUCCGGCCAUAUUGUAUGGAACGGAGUGUUGACCAGUUCAGAACUCACACAUUCAAAAAUUGAGGGUGGUGGAAAUGCGGAUGUUGCGUUGGAUGUGUGGGCUUACUAGGGGUGAUAGAGUUCGUAAUAAGACUAUUCGGGAAAAGGUUGGAGUGGCUUCGGAGGAGGACAAGAUGCGGGAAGCUCGAUUGAGAUGGUUCAGUCACGUGAUGAGGAGGGGCACGGAUGCCCCGGUUCGUAGGUAUGAGAGGCUAGGCUUUGGAUGGUUUCAGGCGGGGUAGGGGUAGGUCGAAGAAAUACUGGAGAGAGGUGAUCAGGCGAGACAUGGAGCAGUUACAGCUCACUGAGGAUAUGACUCUAAAUAGGAAGAUCUGGAGGAUGCGAAUUAGGAUAGAAGGCUAGUGCCAGUUUGGGUUGUUGGGGUAGGGCACUACUUGGUAGGUGUAUUAUUCUUGUUAUGCCACCUUGUUACAUGCUUUAUUACGAAUUUGUUUACUACUACUUAUAUUUUUCCUUGUGGGUAGCGUUUAUUCCAUGCUUUAUUACGGAUUUGCUUAUUAUUCCUUGUCUUGAGCCGGGGGUCUAUCGAAAACAGUCUUUCUACUUCUCCGGAGGUAGUGGUAUGGACUGCGUACAUCUUAUCCUCCCCAGACCCCACUAUAUGGGAAUACACUGGGUUUGUUGUUGUUGUUGUUGUUGUAGUUGUUUGGCCAUAAGCUAUAAAUAUCUCGAAAUACGUUUUCACAAUAUUUGAAUUUUUGUGUUUCACUAUUUUUGAAUUCACUUUUUUCAUUUCUUAGUUUAUUUUGCUUGGAUUCACUUUUUGCACUUUUUAAUUAAUUUUUUUUUUUUAAAAUUAUAUUUUUUUAGUUUUCAUAAAAUAACUCAAUUUUCAUAAACUCUAAUUUUUUUUUUCUUAUUUUGACAUUUUAUAUUUUUUUACUCCAAAAAUACCCUAUUUCUAGAACACUAUGGCCAAACACAACUCCAACUUUAUUUUCAAUUUUUAAAAAUACCAAAUAAAGUCAAAAGAAAAUUAGAUUGUCCAAAAAAAAAAGUGUGUGUUUUUAGUUUUCAUGGCCAGACGAGUAAGUAUUUUGCUUGGAUCUCUUUGAUUGUCGAUAGAAUUAGGUUGCUUGGCGAGAAUUUUAAGGAUAAUAGAAUGGUUGAAAGAAUUCUUGUGACUAUUCUUGAGAGACUUGAGUCCAAAUUUUCGUUUUGGAAGAUUCUAAAGAUCUCGCUACCAUCAGUGUUGCAGAAUUGAUAAGUGCUCUUUAAGCAUACGAGCAAAGAAGAACUUUCGGACAAGACAAGAUAAAGUUGUUGAAGAUAUUUUUAUAUAAACCACAAAAAAAAAAAAGAAAAGUUAGAUUAUCCUCCUUGAAAAUACUGCAAAAAGAAAACA
Molecule: messenger RNA, 7874 nt
Organism: Capsicum annuum
Lineage: Eukaryota; Viridiplantae; Streptophyta; Magnoliopsida; Solanales; Solanaceae
Product: afadin- and alpha-actinin-binding protein
Exons: 16
Coding region: 247-1581 (444 amino acids)
Source: RefSeq, a predicted model, not a curated record